CGCAAAAACAAUGUCAGCCCAUAAAUCAUCUUCUUCUUCUUCCUCCCCUUUUCUUCUCUGAUUAUUUUUUUUCUUCUUUUUGAUGGAGAACAAGAAUAAACUAAUCAAAAGUAAAUCACAUGUGCAGAAUGGGGAUAAUCCCCGUUCUGGGUCUGCUAAGUACAUUUAUACUGAUCUGAUUGUUUUCACUGAGAAAUUUCAUCAGCAUCACCAUGGCUACUACUGCUGCAACUUCAUCAUCAAUUAUCUUCAAUCCAGAUAAAAAAACACCAUCUCAAUCAAAAUGUUCAAAACCCAUAAGUUUAAUUAGCUUCUCAUCUUCUAAUUUCUUCAAGAAGAAUAAAAAUCUAAAUUUCCAGAGAAUCCCAAUCCCUUUGAGCCCAUCAAGAUUGGAGCUCAGGAAACAAUUAAAGGUGGGUGCUAAAAGAGAGAGUUUAUCAUCAGAUAAGGAGAUCCAAUCUUUAGUUUCUGAUGGAGGAGCUGCUGUAGUUCAUCAAGAUGAAGUAAUUUCAAAGAAUUGUGAGAUUCUACCGUUCUUAUUUCCAGCUCUUGGUGGUUUACUUUUUGGGUAUGAUAUUGGUGCCACUUCAGGAGCUGCUAUCUCUUUGCAGUCACCAAAGCUUAGUGGGACAACAUGGUUCAAUCUAUCUUCCACACAACUUGAUCUUGUGGUAAGGGGUCCUUUCUAUGCAGCUCUUAUCAGUUCCGUCCUCGUCUACCCCAUUGCAGAUUUUAUAGGAAGGAGACGUGAACUUAUUAUAGCAGCUGUGCUAUAUAUGCUUGGUGGGUUAACCACUGGCUUGGCACCAAGCCUUAAUGUUCUCUUAUUAGGGAGGCUACUCUAUGGUCUUGGAAUAGGUUUGGCCAUGCAUGGAGCUCCGCUGUAUAUUGCUGAGACUUGCCCCUCUCAGAGAUGUGGAACUCUUAUGCUUAUGAAGGAACUCAUGAUAGUUCUUGGGAUACUGAUGGGUAUUGCUGGAGUCUUUGUAUUUGAUUGCGUUGGAGGGUGGCGUUAUAUGUUUGGGUUCAGUGCUCCUGUAGCACUGUUAAUGGGAUUAGGUAUGUGGAGUUUGCCAGCAUCUCCACGCUGGUUGCUUCUCAGAGCAGUUCAGGGUAAAGCAUCUUUACAGGAGUACAAGGAGAGAGCCAUCGCAGGACUAAGCAGAUUGAGAGGUCGUCCUGCUGGUGAUGAAGUAUCUGAGAAACAAGUAGAAGAAACUUUGGUCUCGUUGAAAGAGGCCUAUGCCAGUCAAGAGUUCGAAGGCAGUUUCUGGGAGGUGGUUCAAGGGCUGAGUUUAAAGUCAUUGACAAUUGGCGGAGGCGUAGCCCUUUUUCUGCAGGUAACAGAGCACCCAGGUGUUUUGCACUACGCAGGUUCCGUUCUUAAGACUUCUGGAUUUGCUGCUGCAUCAGUUGCUGCUGGAGUUUUAGCUGUAAUUGGUCUGUUUAAGGCUCUAAUGACAGGGGUAGUCGUCCUAAAAGUUGACAAUCUUUUUAUGGUUUCACUGUUGUUUCUUUCGACUUUUAUCAAAAUUGACAGGGGAUAUCCUGCUGUAGCCGUAGGUGCUCUGCUUCUUUACGUUGGCUGCUACCAGAUAUCUUUUGUACCAAUUAGUUGGCUAAUGAUUUCCGAGAUCUUCCACAUUCGUACAAGAGAGCGUGGGAUUAGUCUUGCUGCUCUAAAAAAUUUUGGUGCAAAUGCUCUUUUUAUUUUUGUUCCUUCCUCAUUCAAGAAUCAACUCAUGACGGGGAUGUUGAACUACCUACUGUUUGCCAUAAUUUCUUUAGUAUUUAUUCUAUCAGUAGUCUUCAUCGUUCCAGAGACAAAAGGUUGAGUUUGGAGGAGAUAGAAUCGGAGAUAUCAAAGUGAAAGAUUAAAAGCCUUACUGAGCAAAGCACAGAUUUUACCCGCAGUUGCUUUCUGUCAACUCAUUUGUAGAUAGAAAUUCACGCUCGGCCAUUUGGCCAGACGUGCAUAGUUCAUUUGUAUGUAAACUAAAUUCUUACUGUUGAAUUUGUUGUUAUUCUCUAUUUAUAAAUAAAAAUAGUGUUUACAUUUCGUUGUAAUUCUCAA
Messenger RNA from Papaver somniferum (opium poppy), 2074 nucleotides. Its product is annotated as D-xylose-proton symporter-like 3, chloroplastic. The coding region runs from base 213 to 1835 and encodes 540 amino acids. The transcript is spliced from 14 exons. NCBI's taxonomy places the organism in Eukaryota, Viridiplantae, Streptophyta, Magnoliopsida, Ranunculales, Papaveraceae. The record is from RefSeq and is a predicted model, not a curated record. Gene Ontology annotation, cellular component: membrane. Gene Ontology annotation, molecular function: transmembrane transporter activity. Gene Ontology annotation, biological process: transmembrane transport.